Messenger RNA from Xiphias gladius (swordfish), 1924 nucleotides. RefSeq names its product zinc finger, MYND-type containing 19 (gene zmynd19). The transcript has 6 exons. NCBI's taxonomy places the organism in Eukaryota, Metazoa, Chordata, Actinopteri, Istiophoriformes, Xiphiidae. Bases 225 to 908 code for a protein of 227 amino acids. The record is from RefSeq and is a predicted model, not a curated record.
UCCCCCCGCCCCGCCUCCCCGAGCUCGCCUGCCUUUCCUGCGCCAGCAGCGGUGUGUCACCGAGGCUGGGCUGCUGCCGGAGAGACCAGGAGUCAGCGCAAACACCCAACCAGUUAACCCGAACUGGCAUCGCAGCGGGGCUGAGGGGCUGCCCCGGCGAGUUUUAAACCUGAGUAACGUUUAGGUUGGAUCCCGCGCCUCUCUCAUCACCGCCCGUCGCCCUGAUGUCGGACUUCAAGCUCGGGAUCGUACGGCUCGGCCGUGUGGCCGGGAAGACAAAAUAUACACUGAUUGAUGAGCAGGACAUACCGCUUGUGGAAAACUAUGCCUUUGAGGCGCGCAUGGAGGUAGAUGCGGACGGCAAUGGAGCUAAGAUCUUUGCCUACGCUUUCGACAUCGGCAAAGGCCGCUGGGCAGGAAGGCCGUUGCAUGAGCUGCUCUGGGAGAAGCACAGAGGAGGCAUUGCACCCAGUUUUCAAGUCAUCCACAUCAACUCUGUAACAGUGGACAACCGGCUAGACAACCUGCGACUGGUGCCAGUGGGCUGGAGCCCCAAGCCAGAAGAGAUUUCCAGCAAGCAAAGAGAGCAGUCUCUGUACUGGCUGGCCAUCCAGCAGGUGCCGGCUGACCCUGUGGAGGAACAGUAUCUGGAGCUGAGCCGCACACGCUACUACAACGCUAAUGGGGAGCUGGUGGAGGAAGAGGAGUGUUCCUGCACCUACUAUGAGUGUCAUUAUCCUCCAUGUUCACUCAUAGAGAGGAGGCUGCGGGAGUUCAACAUCUGCGGUCGCUGCCAGGUGGCGCGCUACUGUGGCUCCCAGUGCCAGCAGAGGGACUGGCCCGCCCACAAGAAGCAGUGUCGUGAGCGCAAGCGGGUGCUGGCCCUGGAGUCGGAGCCCGAACGAUGAUCUGCCUUCAUCCUCGCCUGGGAGAGGAUGAGGGAGAAUGGGGGGACAGGGUUUGACUUAUGGGAGGGGAGCGGGGAUGAAGUGCAAAAUGGGGAAAAUUGCAGACAGGAGACUAACGACAGAGGACAAUGUUGGUUGCUUGAUUAUUUGAUGGAUUCGGGGGGAAAGAAGAUGGAGGAGGGGAAGACGAAUAAAGCAAAAAGACAUCUGCCACUUCCCAGAACUGGUAGUUCUCCAUAGCUUGCUUUUCAUGUGGAUGACGGAGAAAGGUAUUAUUUGUGUUUUUGUUUUGUUUUGUUUUUGUUUGUUUGUUUUAUUUUUCUUUAUUUUCCUCGAGGAGGGAGACCCUCGAGCUCUACCUGCUGCUAUGGUUUUGUAUGUGAGGGGGGAAAAGUUGUCUUGUUGAUGAACUGGACAAGCUUCUUUGGACCACAGUCAAACAUGGACAGUUGUCGUCAUCCACUUUUGUUCCUCUACCCAGCCGCUGGGUGUGGUGACGUCUGUGCAAACGGGGGACGCAGGGGCUACAGUUCCCGUCGUUCAGCUGGUACAAUGGGACAUGGACCUUUUCACUGUAUCGCUCCCUUUCUGACCUCUCUGGUGCGCACGGCUGCCGUCUUCAUGGUCAUCGACACCUUAGCCACCUCCCUGUCUGUUUUAAUCACCACACAGCCAACCGCGACACACAUCAGAUAGAUUUCACUGAUUGAACCACACUACCAAUAUUGUGUGUGCGUGUGUGUGUGUGCGUGCGUGCGUGAGUGCGUGUAUGUGUAUGUAUGUGUGCUGCCAAUAUGUACUGAAGGACAUUAAAAUGGUCAUGGGUUACGGCCAGACUAAUGUAUAUCUGUUCUCUUCUUAAAGGGGCCAUAAUACACAAUUUUAAAUUUCAUAUUUAAUCAUAAACUGGUGGGUUGAAAAUAUUUUCACUGUGCUAUAAUAAAGUAGCUGCCACGUAAAGGCGUUAAUUUUUUUUCUAGGAGUUUUCUCGACCCAUGAGGUUUUUUUUUUUUUUG